Rhodotorula graminis WP1 is the source of this 1053-nucleotide messenger RNA. RefSeq lists its product as uncharacterized. The coding region runs from base 1 to 1053 and encodes 350 amino acids. Lineage: Eukaryota; Fungi; Basidiomycota; Microbotryomycetes; Sporidiobolales; Sporidiobolaceae. The transcript has a single exon. The record is from RefSeq and is a predicted model, not a curated record.
AUGGCUGCAGUCCUCUCGUACGCCUCGCACGCACGCCAGACCAACCACGCCGCGAUGGACCACCCUCACCUCUCGCACACGGUCCUCCCGCCGCUCACGUCGCUGUCCCUCCCCGGCUCGCCGCUCGCCGGCGCUUCCUCCCUGCGCACCUCGCGCCCGCCCUCGUCGACGAGACCCCGUACCGCCUCGCCGAGGCUGCACCACCCGCAGCCGACGCACCCGCACGCCCUCGCCGCCGCGGUCCUCGCGCGGUCGCCCACCCCUCCCUCGUCCCCUGGGCCCGUGCCCGUCGCAGCGCCCUCGGCCGACGUCUACGCACGCGUGUACGCCGCCCUGCGCGAGCGCCUCGCUCCGUGCGGGCAGACGGCGGUCCUGCACGCGGCCGAGCACGCGCGAGGCGCCCUCGAGGCGCGCAGGCGCAGCGUCGAGGAGGAGGAGCAGGGCGCCGCCGCCGCCACCGUCGUGCACGGCGAGCAGCAGCCGACAAAGAGGCGCAGGAGCGGCGGCGUCGUCGAGUUCUACGACAACCCGGCGCCCGUGCUCUCGAGCGACGACGAGGGUCCGUGCGAGGUCAAGAAGCGCGCCCGGACGUCGCCUCGUCCCGAGUACGGCGGCCCCUCGUCGCGCCCGACUCUCCUCGCGAGGCACGUCCCGCACGGCGGCCGGCGGCGCUCGGCGAGCCACCCGAGCCCGGCCUACCCGUCGCCGCCGCACGACCACCACCUGCACGACCCGGCUCCCCCUCGCUCCUUCAGCGGCACCAGCACCCCUCGCACACUCGACUCGCCCCCUCUGCGCCAGUACAGCAUCCGGCCCACGUGCGCCGACGCCGCCCUCCCCUCGUCGCACUCGUUGCCGUCGCUCCUCCCGAGCGCGCACGCCCAAGGCGGCCGCCGCGCCGAGGCGCUCCACAACGUCGUCAGGAGCUUCGAGGCCGUCCUCGCCGUGCGCGCCGAGGGCAGGAGGAGGUCGAGCUUGCGGGACGUGCUCGAGGGCGGGACGUCGGGGCCGGCGCCGCAGGGAGGAGGACCGAGCGAGGCGCACUGGUGGUGA